AUGGCUAAUGUUUCCCCCAUUGACAAGGCAUUGGACGAGAAAGAGGUCGAAAUACCCGAGAUCGAUCUCGAGACUGCUGCGGAUCAAACCAGCCCUUGGACUGAGCAGCCUCCCGAUGCUGGCGACGAUGAGCUCCAAGAUGGUAUGCUCCUGCGAGACAUCCCCAGUCGAACCACGUUAUACGAUCCGGUCGCAGAGCGACAAAUGAGCCAGACAGAUGCCAAACUAUUCUACCAGCGAAGCCAAGUCGAAGCCCGCAGCGCCGGUGGCAUUUUGUCCCAGGCGACCUACGAUAGUCCUAUAAUAGCACCAGGGUCUCGACCAGCGACAGAGUAUGGCACUGAUUCUUUGAUCCUCGACACUGAAGAACAGCAAUCCGAUGCACAGUCCAUCUCGAAGCCAGCACCGGGAAUACCAUCGCCAGCUGCGAACAAGUCAGUCACCGUCACGGAUGCCGCUCAAGAUUACCAAGGGUUCUCUGACCCUAGAGGGUCCAAUGUUGAAAACCUUGGUCUCUUAGGAAAUAGUGCAUUCGACACGGAACCGCACAUUACCUCCGAGUUGAGUGCAAUUUCAAAGAGCAUACAGAGAAUCGUGGACCUCAGGCACCGCUACAUCGCUCUGUCCAACCAAGGACCUGACGACAACCCAAGAGAUCAGCCCGGCUGGGACGUCUACCCUCCCCCUCCCGACCCAGCGUGGAAGGAAAACCAGGAGGGAUAUGGCGGUCCCAGCACUCAUGGCGCAAAUCUCUCUGGUGAAAACAACGCCUCCAAACGUCCAGCUCGCAAGAGAAAGCCCGGCCAGGACAUAGGAGAGGACUUUGACAUGGAAGACCUCUACCCACUCCCCGGGGAUGACGGAAUAGCUUUUCAGCUCGACGACAGUGGUGUCUACCAAGUCUUUGAAAACGAAAAGGCCUCCGAGCCCAUGGUUCACGUUCCUACGAUUCGGGAAUUUUAUAUGAACCUCGACGAGAUCCUCACCACCUCUUCAGACGGCCCCAUCAAAAGUUUUUCUUUCCGCCGUCUACAGUACCUCGAGGGCAAGUUCAACUUGUACACACUGUUGAACGAGUACCAGGAGACCGCAGACAGUAAGAAGGUGCCUCACCGUGAUUUUUACAAUGUCCGAAAAGUCGACACACACGUUCAUCACUCUGCCUGUAUGAACCAGAAGCAUCUCUUGCGCUUCAUCAAGAGCAAGAUGAAGAAGUUCCCCAAUGAGGUUGUUCUUUACAGAGAUGGGAAACAUCUCACGCUUGCCGAGGUGUUUGCCAGUAUCAAUUUGACUGCUUAUGAUCUGAGUAUCGACACUCUCGAUAUGCAUGCUCAUACUGAUUCGUUCCAUCGCUUUGACAAGUUCAACCUCAAGUACAACCCCAUUGGAGAGUCUCGUCUGAGGACCAUCUUUCUGAAGACAGACAACUUCAUCCACGGUCGUUACCUAGCAGAGAUCACCAAGGAGGUCAUUUCUGAUUUGGAGUCGAGCAAGUACCAGAUGGUAGAGUGGCGUGUGUCCAUCUACGGCAAGUCGAUUGACGAGUGGGACAAACUGGCUGCUUGGGUCGUCGAUAACAAACUCUUCUCUCACAACGUCCGCUGGCUCAUCCAGAUUCCUCGCCUGUAUGACGUCUAUAAGGCGAGUGGUCUCAUGGAUACGUACGAGCAGAUUGUCAAGAACAUUUUCCAGCCCUUGUUCGAGGUCACUAAGGACCCCUCUAGCCACCCCAAGCUACAUGUCUUCAUGCAGCGUGUUAUAGGGUUCGACAGCGUCGACGACGAGAGCAAGGUGGAGCGGCGACUGUUCAAGAAGUACCCGGUCCCCAAGGUUUGGGACAUGAAGCAGAACCCUCCGUACAGCUACUGGAUUUACUAUCUCUACUCCAACAUGAGCUCGCUGAACCACUGGCGAAAGAAGCGGGGCUUCAAUACCCUUGUCUUGCGUCCCCAUUGCGGCGAGGCGGGUGACAGCGAGCAUCUAGCUGUGGCAGCUCUAUGCUGCCACAGCAUUAGCCACGGACUUCUUCUGCGAAAAGUUCCGCUGCUCCAAUAUGUCUUCUACCUCGAGCAGAUUGGCAUCGCCAUGUCCCCACUCAGUAACAAUGCCUUGUUCUUGGCCUAUGACCGCAACCCCUUCUACCAAUACUUUAGGCGCGGACUGAACGUCUCCCUGUCUACAGAUGAUCCCCUGCAGUUCGCCUUUACGAAGGAGCCUUUGAUUGAGGAGUAUGCCGUGGCUGCACAGAUAUACAAGCUGAGUUCUGUCGACAUGUGUGAACUAGCACGGAACUCUGUGCAUCAAAGUGGAUACGAGCGAUCCAUCAAGCAGAAGUGGCUUGGUCCAAACUGCCAUCUCCCCGGGAGGCUAGGCAACACCAUGGUGAAGACCAAUGUGCCUGAUCGCCGUGUUGAGUUCAGGCUUCAUACCCUUCUCGAGGAGAGAGAUGUCUUGAGACGCUAUGUGAACCACGAUCCAAGCCAGGAAGCAGCUGCCAGCGAUGUGCCCACCGCAAGCACCUUGCCCACGCGGAAACUGAAGCCCAGCAGCUCUAGCGUCAAUUUGGCUAAGCCACCUGCUAUCACGAUGGAAAAGUUGCCAGCUCCCCCGACUUUCAAAAGCGCUGUCGAAGAAUCGCCUCAGAGCACAUCCACGGGCCAAGGAAUUACCUAUUCGACAGACUAUUCCGCGCACUUGUCCGGCCAUGAGGCGCGCGCAUUCCCCGGAAUCUACACGAGAGGUAACCGCAGCGGUAGUAUUCGUAAGGAAGAUGGGGCCGCAGGUUACCGUGACACACCUGAGGGUAGCAGUGCUUAG
This is a messenger RNA of Geosmithia morbida, 2817 nucleotides long. Its product is annotated as AMP deaminase. Lineage: Eukaryota; Fungi; Ascomycota; Sordariomycetes; Hypocreales; Bionectriaceae. Gene Ontology annotation, cellular component: cytosol. Gene Ontology annotation, biological process: IMP salvage; AMP metabolic process. Gene Ontology annotation, molecular function: AMP deaminase activity. The coding region runs from base 1 to 2817 and encodes 938 amino acids. The record is from RefSeq and is a predicted model, not a curated record. The transcript is spliced from 5 exons.